Messenger RNA from Pezoporus occidentalis (night parrot), 2254 nucleotides. RefSeq names its product glycoprotein hormone subunit beta 5 (gene GPHB5). NCBI's taxonomy places the organism in Eukaryota, Metazoa, Chordata, Aves, Psittaciformes, Psittacidae. Gene Ontology annotation, biological process: regulation of thyroid hormone receptor signaling pathway; G protein-coupled receptor signaling pathway. Gene Ontology annotation, cellular component: cytoplasm; extracellular region. The coding region runs from base 288 to 680 and encodes 130 amino acids. Gene Ontology annotation, molecular function: hormone activity. The transcript is spliced from 2 exons. The record is from RefSeq and is a predicted model, not a curated record.
GGGUGGUGGCUUUUUCACUUCCAGGCAAAACCCACUGCUCUGCAGGGAAAGUCUGCAAGCUGAUGUAUUCUCUUACAGACAUUUUCACUAAGACUUUCCACUUUUGGGUGAAGUGGUAGGUGGCCCCUUGUUCUUACAUCUGUCCAUCCUCUCUUGGGCAGAAUGAGGAUGGGCAAUAGCAUGUCUGAGGGGAGGAAGGGCAGCCCCAGCUUGAGCUGAGCCUGUACAUUUGUACUUGAACUGUGCUGGCUCUUCCACCCCUCUGAUUCUCUCCCUUCUGCCUCAGCAUGAAGCUCCACCACCAGAUCCUGGGCGCUGUGCUUCUCCUGCUGCUGGCUGGCUGUGGUGGCGUGCUCCAGACCUCUGCCAUCGACCUGCGGACCUUCAUUGGCUGUGCUGUGCGCGAGUUCACUUUCCUGGCCAAGAAACCUGGCUGCAGGGGGCUUCGGGUGACAACGGAUGCGUGCUGGGGACGCUGCGAGACCUGGGAGAAACCGGUGCUGGAACCACCUUACAUUGAGUCUUACCACCGUGUCUGCACCUACAAUGAGACAAAGAUGAUGACAGUGAAGCUGCCCAAGUGUGCUCCUGAUGUGGAUCCCUUCUACACCUACCCUGUGGCCGUCCGCUGCGACUGCGACAUCUGCUCCACUGCCACCACUGAAUGUGAAACUGCCUGAGCUCUCCUUUCCUAUGUCAAGUGAGGAGAGGCCAGCUUCUUCUCUGGCUUCUUCUCCCUGGUACCUCCAGCAUUACAGAGGGUGUAACUAUGACAGUCAAGGAUUCGAUGAUACCCUUUAAUGCUCUUAACGGUUAACUUUUCUGGGCAGAUGAGGCUUAACCCCACUCCUCAUGCUGUUCAAAGCAUUACUGCUGUAGAAAUGUAGUGCACAGCCUUAUAAUAGCAAAUCCUGUGGUAAAAAAUGGGGGGGGAGAAAAAAAAAAAGGUGCCGUUUCCCUUCCUUAGAGGCUUUUCACAUUGUGUGACCUUUCUCCAUGCACAAAGCGCACAUGGACCUAACAGUCACUAGGGGAGGGGGGGGAAGCAGACCACAGAGGCAUCACCACCUCUGUAACAGCUUCUUUAUUCAUGUCAGGUUUUAGUUCCUUCCCAGUAAUGUAGAUGCAAUUACUAAUAUCUCCACCACCUCACCCCCGCCAUUAGUUUUUCUUACCCUGAGGUCUAUCAGGAGUAGCAGCCAAAGACAGAGCCUUAAGGCCAAUGAAAUGGAAAUGGAUACCCAAAUUGCUACCUUGAAAUUAGUGUGAAUGCAUACUCAGCCCUGAUUUAACAGAGCACUUAAGCUCAUGUUUAAGUGUUUUGCUUAAUAUCAAUGGACUUUUACAGUUAAGCACAUAUUUCAGUGAUUUGCUUAAUUGGAGCUAUAUUGUUGAAAAAAAAAAUUGCCUUACAAAAGUCAAAUCCUUGGAAAAAACCCCAACACAUUAAAUCUGCAGAACCAAAAGCAUGUAUCUUCCCACCUGCUUUUGUCCAGGGACAGAAGGAAACUGACUCCACGUAGAAUCAGCGAGACUCUGCAGAGCCCAAGGAGUCUUUCCUGACAGUUUCCAGAGUCAGAGGGACCAAGACAAAAUAUGAUGAUUGUGGUUUGGGUUCAACGAGCCAGCCCCUGGCUGAGCUGGUGGGAAAGGGGGCUGUGAAGAGUGGUCCCACACUUCCCUGUGCUGCUCAGCUCCAUGGAGACCUGCUCCUCUGUGGGUGCACACAGAGCUUGUGAGCAGUCAGAUGUGCUCACAGGAAAGCUGUGGAAUGGUCAGUAAUGUGGCCAGGGUGGGUGAGACAAGCCCAGUUAGGAAAGAGAGCAAACAUGCCAAAAGAUGGUUCACACCUUCUCAGACCAUUUACAGACUAGGGGACACCUGGGAGCUGCUGCAAUAGCCCUGUGGUCACCACAGCUACGUAAGUGCCUUUGUGCUCCGGUUUCCACCUGCAGGAGGACAGAUCCAUGUUCAUCCCUCAUCCUCCCCUGAAUAAAAUGGGAAAUUAUGUGAAAGGAGGAAGAGUUGCCAAGUGGGAGAGGUUCCCAGGAGAUUACAAAACAAAGACACCUUCUCAGAUAGCCAUUAGGAGAGAACUGUUGCUGAGACUAAUGUCUGCACCUGCCUUCCCUCAAUUAAGUGUCUUGUCUUCUAGAUGCAGUCACAUUCAUUUCCAGGGUUUCAUGCUGGAAACUCCCCCAAGUGUUCUGUCCUCAUUGAGACAGAUUUAAUUUAAUCUCUAAUUGAUUAGUUG